This is a messenger RNA of Thalassophryne amazonica, 4146 nucleotides long. It is a transcript of the gene col28a1b, whose product is annotated as collagen, type XXVIII, alpha 1b. Gene Ontology annotation, molecular function: serine-type endopeptidase inhibitor activity. The transcript is spliced from 35 exons. NCBI's taxonomy places the organism in Eukaryota, Metazoa, Chordata, Actinopteri, Batrachoidiformes, Batrachoididae. Bases 166 to 3756 code for a protein of 1196 amino acids. The record is from RefSeq and is a predicted model, not a curated record.
UUUGAGUUGGAGCAGAGCUGAAAUGUUGGAGCUGUGUCUCUCACACGGCUCUUCAGCUCAGCUCAUGGUCCUCACAUUAUCUCAGAACGGUUCACAGAACCUAACUCUGCAGAGAAAUGUCCCCACAGCUGACUGCACCACAAGGAACCUGAAGCAGCUUCAAGAAUGGAAAUGUUGCAGGAGGGAAACUUGAGAAGAGGAGUGUGGAUGUGUCUCCUGCUGUUGGCUGUAGUACACGAAGCCACAAGCCAAAAAAGGAAGACAGGGCGCAGGAACAACUACACUCUGUUCAACAACGGAGGAAAUGGUCUAACAUGUUCACUGGAGGUGGUGUUCAUCCUUGACAGUUCAGAGAGUGCAAAAAUAACCUUAUUUGAGAAACAAAAGGCCUUCGUGUUGAGCUUCAGUACUCGUCUCUCCACGCUCCUAGUCCCAGGCUGGACGCUAAAAGUGCAAAUGGCUGCACUUCAGUACAGCAGCUCUGUGUUCAUCGAGCAACGGUUCUCAUCCUGGAAAGACCUUGAUUCAUUUCAUGGGACAGUCAGCACCAUGAGCUACAUUGGCCACGGCACCUAUACCACCUACGCCAUCACCAACGCCUCACAGCUACUGGAACAGGAGACAUCAGAGGACAGCGUCCGGGUUGCAGUGCUGAUGACAGACGGGGUCGACCAUCCCCGCAACCCCGAUGUCAUUGCAGCUGCAGCAGAAGCCAAAGGUCAUGACAUAAAGUUCUUCACAAUAGGCCUGUCAGAUAUCGCCCAGCAGAGUCAGAACAACGCCAAACUCCGGGCUAUUGCAAAUACACCUGCUCAGCAGUUUGUGCAAAGUCUUGUGGAUCCUCAGCUUGAAGAGAAGCUGUUCAAAGAGAUGGGUGCACUUGCACUUGAAGGGUGUCCACAGGCUCAGGUGUGUUUGUGUGAAAGAGGAGAAAGAGGCCCUCCAGGAAGUCCAGGUAGAAAAGGGGACCCGGGCCACAGAGGGCAGCUGGGUCAAAAAGGAGCAAAAGGGGAGCUUGGAGUGACUGGUCGACCUGGAAGAGAUGGCCCAGAGGGCCAUCCAGGUUACAAGGGCAACAAGGGGGAGAGAGGAGAAUGUGGGACUCCUGGGGAAAAGGGCGACACCGGUCCUGAAGGACCUCCAGGACCAUGGGGACUGAGAGGAGAACAGGGUUUGAGGGGAUCACCAGGAGACGUAGGACCUGAAGGGUCUCUUGGGCCAAAAGGGGACAGGGGGCCUGUUGGUGUUCCAGGACCACCAGGGGACACUGGUAUUGGAUUUCCAGGAACAAAGGGUGAAAAAGGACUUCAGGGACGUCCAGGUCCCACAGGUCCUGUUGGCACAGGAGAACCAGGACUACCAGGUCCCCCUGGACCUUCUGGAUUACAAGGAAACCCUGGACCACCUGGAGAAGGGCUACCAGGGCCAAAGGGUGAUCGAGGAUAUGACGGUCCAAGAGGUAACCGUGGUUUUCCUGGAUUUGGGCUCAAAGGUGACAAGGGCAGUCACGGGCCUCCAGGUUUACCAGGUCCAAUUGGAAUUCCUGGUUUAGGACUUCAAGGAGAAAAGGGUGAUCAAGGCCCAGUUGGACCUGCAGGACCCAGAGGAGCUCCAGGAAUAGGAAUAACAGGAGCGAAGGGCAACCAGGGAGUCUCUGGUGAGCCUGGACAGCCAGGAGAGAUAGGUGUAGGAGCACCAGGACCCAAAGGUGAUCCAGGGUCAGAGGGAUUACCAGGUAUACCAGGGUUGCCAGGAGAGGAUGGAGAUGCCGGACCAAAGGGUGACAUUGGGUUACCGGGGCCGAGAGGACCUGAUGGGAUACCCGGUAAAGGAACCCCAGGAGACAAGGGAGACCGAGGAGAUAGGGGACCCAGAGGCCAGCUGGGGGCUGUCGGACCUGUGGGACCAAUGGGGCCCAAGGGGGAACCAGGAAACACUGGGCCACCAGGUGCUACAGGACCACCAGGGAGGGGUAUCGUUGGUGCCAAGGGAGAACCAGGCCUACGAGGUCAAGCUGGAGCUGUGGGUGAGCCAGGGAUAGGUUUAAUGGGACCAAAAGGUGAUAGAGGACCACCAGGACCAGCUGGGUCACCUGGACUGAAAGGAGAUGGUUACCCUGGUCCUCCAGGACUUCCAGGACCUUCUGGCCUCGCAGGUGAGCCUGGACCAGAAGGUGUUGGUUUACCUGGAACUAAGGGGGACAGAGGUUUGCCUGGACCUCUUGGACCUGCUGGACCACCAGGAAUAACUCUGAUUGGUGCUAAAGGCUCAGUUGGCCCAGUGGGUCCACCUGGUCCACCAGGUUUACCUGGAGAGGGCAUUCAAGGACAAAAGGGGGAGCCUGGAUUUCAGGGCCUCCCUGGCCCCAGAGGACCUCCUGGACAGGGACUGCAGGGGGACAAGGGAGACAGAGGAUUCAGAGGUGAAAAGGGCAAAAUGGGAGACCGAGGGGACCCUGGUGAGCCAGGAAUCAUUGGACCUUUGGGCAGAGUGGGACAAAAAGGAGAGCCUGGACUUACUAGGGAAGAAAUCAUCAGAAUAGUAAGAUCAAUAUGCAAUUGUGGAGUGGCAUGCCGCCAGAGUCCUUUAGAGCUCGUCUUUGUGAUCGACAGCUCAGAGAGCGUCGGCCCUGACAACUUCAAUGUGAUCAAGGACUUUGUGAAUGCCCUGAUUGACCGCGCCUCAGUCAGCCGAGAGACCACACGGGUGGGCGUGGUCCUCUACAGCCACAGCAACGUGGUGGUAGUCAGACUGGAACAACAUAUCACCCGUGACGAGAUCAAGUCUGCGGUGCGUGCCAUGUCCUACCUGGGGGAGGGCACGUUCACAGGGAGCGCCAUCCAACAGGCCAACGAAGUGUUCAAAGCAGCACGGGCAGGUGUGAGGAAGAUGGCCAUCAUCAUCACAGAUGGUCAGGCAGAUAAGAGGGACUCCAUCAGUGUGGAGAGCGCUGCAAGAGAAGCGCAUCAAAGCAACACUGAAAUGUUUGUGAUCGGGGUGGUGAAUGAGAGCGACCCUCUGUACAAGGAGUUCACCAAGGAGCUCAACCUCAUCGCGUCUGACCCCGACGGCAAACACGUGUACUUGAUUGAGGACUUUAAAACACUUCCAGCUCUGGAACAAAGGCUGAUGAGCCACAUCUGUGAGAACGGAGAGAGCCGUUCAGCUCUGUUCAGCUUGGUCCCGAGUUCCAAUCUGCCUCCAGGAAUCCCAGAGGACUCCAGCAACAUAAAAGAGCCCCUGUACAAGACUGAUACAGACACGCCCACUUUCACAGGAGACUUCAGGAGAGUUCACAUGGUGCCUGGUCCUCCAGGGUUGCAACCCAACCGAGAAUCCAUCACUCCACAACAACCCAGAACAGAUGAAAGGACGACUACAGAAACUUACAGAGUUCCAUUUUUUGACCGAGAACCAUUCAGACCUGUAACAGAGGUCUUCCCACACUUUGAUGUGAACAACCCCAUUCACCGUAAGGUGAUAACAAGAGGUCCAGCAGGACCCACUCUGAAAACCCCAGCUGAGGAGAGCACACUACCACCAUCACCAGCAACAACCCUACUGCCUGCUGACAUGAAAACACCAGAGGAGUGCAAACAAGUCCUGGAUCCAGGUCCAUGCCGUGACUAUGUGGUGAAGUGGUACUAUGAUGCCAUAGCAAAUUCCUGCGCUCAGUUCUGGUUUGGAGGCUGCCAUGGAAACAGCAACCAGUUUCAGACGGAGAAGAGCUGCAGAGAAACGUGUGUCAAAACCUAAACUUUAUCAGAACAUUUCACUCUGGUUUUGCCACAGAUUUCUGUGCUGUCAUGUUUUAAUUUGAUUAAUGUGAUGGAUAAAAUGAGCAGGUCUUGUAAAAGAUUAUCUUAGGCAGUGGUGAAAUGGCUGCAAUUGUUCAGUUUUAUGUUUGUUUGGUUGUUUUUCAAUUCUUGGCCAGAGGGAUUUGUCUGUCUGUAAAAUAUAUGAGGGGCACAAUAAUGCAGACAAAACAAUUUGGUAACCAACUGUUGAGCAGCUGUUAAAAAUGAAACUUCAUAAUCACUAACUUUUCUGUUUACAAAUCUAACCUCGUUGUACAAGGUCAUAAUGUAUUUUUGUACUGCAUUUUAAUACUAUGUAACAUUUUUAAAGAAAAUCAUAAACCAUGAA